Messenger RNA from Epithele typhae, 2022 nucleotides. RefSeq lists its product as uncharacterized. The record is from RefSeq and is a predicted model, not a curated record. The coding region runs from base 1 to 2022 and encodes 673 amino acids. NCBI's taxonomy places the organism in Eukaryota, Fungi, Basidiomycota, Agaricomycetes, Polyporales, Epitheliaceae. The transcript has 12 exons. Gene Ontology annotation, molecular function: protein binding.
AUGGCACCGCGCAGGAAGAAAGUCAAGCGAAGUGGAGGCACGAGCUCCCAACGCGCAACAGAUGAAUUAGUACCGCCCGCCUCUCCGAAAGGCAUACUUCAGCUUCCAUUCGACCUCCAGUUCGAGAUUCUAUGGCGACUGCAUCCCCGCGAUCUCUUGAAUAUGGCGCGCACCGACAAGGCGCACCGAGUGGCUCUGCUGAAUAAGCGGACGAUGCUCCUCGCUUGGCGCAAGUCCUUCGAGAACGCCGAAGGAGUACCAGCGGUCGUCCCGGGAUUCAGCCAUCCAGCCUUCGCCGCCGUUCUCUUCACAGAUCACUGCAACAAUUGCGGGCGAGCUGCCGACAACCUAGAGCUCAUCCCGGCGAAUUGCGCAACGCUGUGUCCGAUGUGCAAGAUAAGACUGACCAUCGAGUCUUGGUCGCGCGUCGACAAGUUUGAGGAGAAGCUGAAAGAGAAAGCUCCAUAUACCCGCUUACGUUGUCUCCUGGUGUUCUCUUCACGUGAGGUAAAAGCAUCCUGGGGGAACUAUACCGUAUUCUUGUAUCCCCGCGACCAGUUUUUGGACCUGGAAGCGAAGCUGGAGGAGCUCACUGACGACGAGUUCAAAAAUUACGUGGUCAAGCAGCAAAAGUGGGCCGCACAGCUGCAGCCAUACGUCAACUCCCUGGUUGCGUGGGCCGAGUCCGCUGAGGCCCAGAAGGCUGAGCGCGUAAAACUCAUACGGGAUGGACGCGCUGAUCAGAUCAUUCAACGUCUCUGCCGCGAAGGCUGGAGUGACGAGGUUGACAAGGAUCCGGCUGAGGCGAAAAGGUGGAUCAAACAGCACGACAAGGAUCUACAGCCACGGCCAACGAUCACAGACUCGGAGUGGCGCCGGGCCGGAAAGGGAUUCCGGGAUGUUAUGAUGGGACUCCACCAAGGCAGGUUGAGAAGCGAAUGGACGAGGCGGUGGCACGUUCGGAUGCUCUGUCUCGUGAAGGCCUUGGACACUUACCGGGAAGGACGCUGGGCCCCAAGAGCAGGCUACCAGCUCAUCGGCGGCGCCGAGGACUACGCCUUCCACCCCAAGAUCCAGCGGCUGCUCAACCUCCCUUCUCCCCGGCCUCAUCGAGAAGUGGGCGAGCGAGCGCCGGGCCGCCUUCCUCGCCCACCCCGCGCGCUGCUCCAGGCCCACGACAUCCCCAUCGCGGACGACGUCACGGACCCAACGACGCUCGCGGUCGUGACGUUCGACUGCACCGAGUGCAAAGCAACAAACAUGCGCUUCCCCGCCGUGCUCGGCCACAAGGGCGGGCGCUGCCUCUUCGGCGGCGACGCCGACGACACCGCGGCCGACCUCCUCUGUGACCCCGAGCACCAGAUCCGGGUCCAGUUCUGCGAGCGGUUCCGCGGCCUGUUGCGGCACGCCGACGGCGAGCGUCCGCGCUGCUACCAGCUCGACCGCCUCACGCUCUCGGCCGCCGCGCCGUCCGCUUGCGCGGUCGUCGCCGCGUGCCGCCUCGACCCCUCGCGCGCGACGGUGGCGGACGUGGAGGCGAACAAGGCGCGCAUGCGCUGCACGGUUUGCACGGUGGCCGGGCAGGGGUGGGCGUACGACUGGGCUGCGGCGGUGCGGCACGACCUGGAAGUGCACAACCUUAUCGACGACAACACGGAGGACAAACCUGUGAAUCCCGCGCACUGGCAGGGCAUCCACCCCUCGCUCCGGGACCCGAUCCUCAGGGUCGAGGCCGCGAUCGCGCAGGAGCGCUCCCAAAACGCGAACGCGGGGCCGUUCCAUUGCACGUGGUGCGGCGAGUUCGCGGCCAAGUCUGCGGCCGUGCUCGUCGACCACGUCAAAGUACGGCACCGGAGGCAGCGCGCGCGCCGGGGCGCCGACUUCGCGCGCGAGCGGCUCACCCCUCAGGUCUGGCUGUUCCGGGAGCGCCCCCGAGAUACUCGCAUCCGCGAGCGCGUUGUGGUCGUGGACGGGGAGGAGCGCCGCGCACUCCAGGUGGACGCGGAUAUGUACAGGGAGUGA